Trichoplusia ni (cabbage looper) is the source of this 867-nucleotide messenger RNA. RefSeq names its product poly(A) polymerase type 3-like. The record is from RefSeq and is a predicted model, not a curated record. Gene Ontology annotation, cellular component: nucleus. Gene Ontology annotation, molecular function: poly(A) RNA polymerase activity. Bases 400 to 843 code for a protein of 147 amino acids. NCBI's taxonomy places the organism in Eukaryota, Metazoa, Arthropoda, Insecta, Lepidoptera, Noctuidae. The transcript is spliced from 4 exons.
AUGUUUUUAUCUUAUUUCAUACCUGUUAAACGUUUCUAUUGCGUUUUAAACGUGUUAUAAUGCUAUAAGCAAGUGAUUUUUCAGUAAAUUAAGAUUCUGAUAAAAGUAGGUGAACGAACCCCGAUUUGAGUCCACAAAUAGUAUAGUGCUUUCUAAAAGUUCAAAUUUUGCUUACGCAUCGGAAAUUCAUGGGAAGCUCCGUUACCCUGCCGUUAGUGUGAUAUUUAAAAGAUUCUUGAUAUUUUCUACAUUAUCUAAUUGUUUACUAUUGUGUAGAUUACCACAAUUCGCUUUCAGAAACCCACAGUUGGCCUCAAGGAGAGCUUAAAUAAUAUAAAUGACCCACCUAGUACUUUAAGCUAGUAGUUUCAUAUAUAGUACGGGAGCUAAGUUAUCAGCAUGUGGCCGGCUUCGCAGUACUCGCAUAGCAAUGCGCCGAUCCCGCCUAACUCGGGGAAGGCGAAUGAGCAUCAGAAUCAACAGAAUUUGAAGACUUUGGGCAUGACUUCUGCUAUUUCUAUGGCAGGUCCAAAACCAAUAGACAUAGAAAAGACAACGGAACUAAAAGACUCGCUGGCUCCAUACGGCGUGUUCGAGUCUGAGCAAGAGAUGCACCAUCGUAUGGAGGUGCUGGGCUCGCUGCACCGCCUCGUGAGGCAGUGGAUCCGCGAGGAGUCGCUCCGAAAGAACAUGCCGCCCAGCGUGGCUGACACCGUCGGCGGGAAUAUAUACACCUUCGGUUCUUAUAGGCUUGGGGUACACCACCGCGGUGCUGAUAUAGACGCGUUAUGCGUUGCGCCACGUCACAUUGACAGAACAGAUUUACUUUGCGUCGUUCUAUGACCUACUGAAAGUGCAGCCACAGGU